This is a messenger RNA of Perkinsus marinus ATCC 50983, 663 nucleotides long. Its product is annotated as prohibitin, putative. Gene Ontology annotation, cellular component: mitochondrion; membrane. Gene Ontology annotation, biological process: mitochondrion organization. The transcript is spliced from 6 exons. The coding region runs from base 1 to 663 and encodes 220 amino acids. The record is from RefSeq and is a predicted model, not a curated record. Lineage: Eukaryota; Perkinsozoa; Perkinsida; Perkinsidae.
AUGGUUUCAACGACCACAUGUCUAUUCAAUACAGAUAAAACUAAACUUAUUCAGACUACUACAGGUACCAAGGACCUUCAGAUGGCUACGAUUCAUGUCCGUCUACUUUAUCGUCCUGUUACUGAUCGUCUACCGGCUAUACAUAAGUCCUUGGGACCCGAUUACGCUGAGAGAGUUUUACCUUCAGUUGGGAAUGAGGUGUUGAAGGCAGUUGUUGCUCGUUAUAAUGCUGAACAGCUUCUAACACAACGAGAGAAGGUAUCUCGGGAGAUUAGGAAUGCUGUAGUGGAUCGAUGCCAAGCAUUUGAUAUUGCUCUGGAUGAUGUCUCCAUCACUCACUUGAACUAUGGUAGAGAGUUUGCCAAGGCUAUUGAGGAGAAACAGGUUGCCGAGCAGGAAGCUGAGAGGCAGAAGUUUGUUGUUGCUAAGACCGAACAAGAGAGGAUAGCAACAGUGAUUAGAGCUGAGGGUGAGGCUCAGGCAGCUACUAUGAUAUCCAAGGCCCUUAAAGAACAUGGUACUGGUCUUAUUGAGGUUAGAAGGAUUGAUGCAGCACGAGAGAUUGCUGAGACAUUGGCUAAAUCCCCCAAUGUCAUGUAUCUACCCGAGAAGCAGAAUACCCUUCUAGGCCUUGGAUCAGCAGCUCAGGGUGGUGGGAAGUAG